Molecule: messenger RNA, 3936 nt
Organism: Schistosoma haematobium
Lineage: Eukaryota; Metazoa; Platyhelminthes; Trematoda; Strigeidida; Schistosomatidae
Gene: BBS4
Product: Bardet-Biedl syndrome 4 protein
Exons: 10
Coding region: 75-1421 (448 amino acids)
Biological process (GO): protein localization to cilium; cilium assembly
Cellular component (GO): ciliary basal body
Molecular function (GO): protein binding
Source: RefSeq, a predicted model, not a curated record
GUCAAGGUCCUUUUUUUAAAAUUCGAGGUUAGUGUCGUUCAGUAAAAUAAUCUUUACAAGUGCUUGUUUGAAUAAUGCAUAGAGAAUUUCUAUAUAUUCAACCAAUUGGAAGUGUGAAUUGGUUAUUACAUACACUUUAUACCCAAUCAGCGUUUUCCAAGUGUACAGAUAUCAUUAAAAAGUGUACUAAUGGGCAGUUUACGUUAAAUGACGAUUACCAUUUGUAUUGUUUAAGUCUAAUAAAUCGACUUGGUGGGUGUAUACAACAAUCCUUGGAUAGUUUAUUUAAAUGUUUGGAGCAUAACAACAAGUCAGUUGAUAUAAUGAAGCAAAUCGCAAAGUCAUUGUAUUUACAAGGUCAUCAUAAUGAAGCAUUGGAAAUUUAUCAAGAUGCUUUAAAACUUAAUCAAAAUGAUUGGGAAAUACCAUUUGGGCAAGGUAUAUGUUAUUUCUACAUGAAAAAAUUUGAAUCGGCUGAAAAGUAUUUUAAAAAAUCUAGUAAACUUACCAAAAGUAUUAAACCAUUGAAAUGGUUAACAAAAGUUCAUUUAGAAAAGAGCUCAAUAAAUUCUGCUAUUGCAACUUUGAAGAAAGCAACCUCACUAGUACCUGAAGAUCCGGAUAUCUUAUCUAAUCUGGGUUCAUUAUAUUUCCAAACCAAUCAAGAACAAUUAGCAUUUGAAUGUUUAAGCUCAGCAAUUAUUUUAAAACCGGAUCAUUUUGAUGCAAAUCAAUUAGCUGGUUUAGUUAUUACACUGCAUAAAGAUUAUGAUGUGGCAUUGAACAAAUAUCGAUCAAUAUUAAAACAAUCUUCUGAAAGUUCAAUAUUAUGGAAUAAUAUUGGUGUAGCACUAAUGGGUAAAAGAAACCUAAUAGCUUCUAUUACUUGUUUUAAACGUGCCAGUUACUUAACACCAUUCGAUUGGAGAAUAUCAAUUAAUCUGGGUAUAAUUUAUAUGCAUACAUCACAAUGGUUAAGUGCAUUUCAACAUAUCACUACAUCAAUUAAUCUGUUUAAUAUGAUUAAACAAAGAUCGAUCCAUCGUUCUGUUAUAAAUGAUAAUGAUGACAAAAAUAACCAUAAAACUACUCAUGAUGUUGGCAUGAUAUAUUGUUUUUUGGGUUAUUGUUUAAUUAAAUUAAAUGAAUAUUCCAAAGCUUAUGAAGCUUUUAUGAAUGCAUAUAAACAAAGCAAUAAAAAUCCUUUAGUGAUUUUGAAUUGUGCAAAUUUUCUUGUCAAAUCAAACAAAAAAUUGGCCAAUCAAAUGUUUGCAAAAUAUAAAAAACUUAAUUUAACCAGUGAAUUUGAAUUACCAUAUUGGGUGAAUAAAAAUGAUGUAGAUAAAUUAGUCAAUCAAUUGGAUACACAUCUUAGACAAAAUACUACAGAAUCAACUGAUUCUAUGCAAAUUUCAAUAUAGUUCAAUGAAUAUCUGUAUGUGGGCAUUUAUUUUUAAAAAGUUGUUAUUAUGGUUAUCAACUUUUAACUGCAAAAUAUGAAGUACAGUCGUUGAAAUGCAAGUGUUUACUUUCUCACCCUUUCCAUCUAAAAAAAAUCUUUAUUAAUGGUUAGUUUUAUAAAUUUUCUAGUGUUCGUUCUGAGGUUGUUCUUUUUUGUAUUUUAAUUUCUAUAAAGGUUAAGAUCAUUUCAAUUGUCAUGACGAUAGUGAUAUGUCUCGAUGAGAAUAAUGAAUGGUAAUUGUUAGAAUCUAUUUCUGGUCUAAUACUAUACGUAUAUUUUUAUCGUAUAAUUGUUAAUGAACUAAACUAUUCAUAUUCGUGUCUCUCUUAUCAUAAGCUUUAUUUUAACCUAUGAACUGUUAUUAUACGAUUUUCCACUCUUGAAUUAUUCCCUGUCUAUUAAUCAUUACCUCCCACAUUUACAGCCACAUUUGGCCAAAUCUUGUACAAAUGUUAUUUUCUAUUUUAUGGUACGAUGUGGUCUGCUUGAUUGGUAUAUAAACAGAGUAUGUUUGAAACACAUGAUUCAUGUUGUAGAGGCUGAGACUGGUGUUCUGGACUUAACUGGCUGGGCUAGACGGAAAGCAGGGUUAAUCAAGACACUAGACUGCUCGCACGUGUUUUACGCGUCCUUGGUUCGAUCGAUAAUUCACUGUUCUCUAAUUGGAGGUACCAUUACGUUAUACGUUAACAGAGCACACAGGCCGCAAGUUAUAACAUGUUCCGACACGUCUCUUGUGUGUGAAGUGGUAGUUAAUCUCUUUGGUUUCGACGGCGAAACGCCUUCAGUAAACAUAAAGACAGUGAACAGGAAUACUCUAUACAUAUGGCUAUAGUUAAAUGUAAAGAUACUCAGUCCGAGUCAAUUAAGCUCAUACAGUCAACUUAUUGGGGGACAGUAACGCUGAACUCACUUAAAAACAGUUUUAAAAAGUGGAAACAAUUGGAAGAGACAUUUCCGUUGCUGCAAACUAACAAAUGAUAGUUGUUUAGUAGUAUAAGCCAUAGUGUUCCGCAUUGACUCUCACCUUCCAGUCAAUGUAUCACUAUAUUUGCCUCUAAACAUCUGUUUAGGGAAUCCAUUCUCUGUCAGCUAUGUAGCAUAUGAUAACACUAAGCCUAUCUCAAGAACUGUGAACAGCCUUGUUAUUGGAAGAGCUAUGGUACUUACUAAGAACAUGUUGAAUGAAGAUAAUUGUAAAUCCACUUUAGAAUAUGAUAUCCUACCGAGCAUGUGGCUUCCAGAUAUAUUGAUUUAAUGAUAUUGGUUAAACUAUGCUCAUUUAUGUGAUUAGUUUGAAUGCCUGUGCCAUUUGUACUAAUGAUUCCUUUGUGCCUACUUGCCCACCGAUUGCGAAUUCCAAAUACAAUACGUCCAUUUGUACGCAUCUAAUUUUUUGCUUGACUUAAACAGCACUAUUUCGGGAACUCCUAGUUAGUACAAUAAUUCAAAUACUUCCAAUCAUAAUGACCUGUACGUGAUUCUCAAUAUUCUUUUAUCUGGUUGUCUGUCUGUGUGUCUAUAUAUUCAUUAAUCAUGUUCGGUUACUACAUUGAUUUAUGAAUAAUUGAGAUGUGACGACGCUCAGGACAGUUUGUUUUCAUCUCAUCAAAAUGCAGAUUAGACUAGUAGAGUUUAAUCCUUGAUAUAUUUCACGACAAUGUUAUUACCUGAAAUUCUAUUGUGUCAGCGUUAUUUCUAUACUAAUAUAAUUGCUAGUUAUUUCAAUUACCAUUGUCAAUAUAAAUACAAUUCAAACACAAAGAGAUCUGAUUUUGGUGUUAACUCAAUACUGCUACUUUUCCAGUCCAUUUAAUCUGCUUUAAAUGCGAACAAUUUAACCAAUACUAAGAAAUAAAUCAACUCUGUUCUUCCCACCAGUGAGAUUCAACGUGGAACCUGCUGAUUCCCAAAAGAUAAGAUGGGGAUAUUAACAUGAUGUAUGCUAUCUGUCAUAGAUCUCAUUGUUUUAAUAGGUUGCUAACGUUAUUAUUAUCCUACACCACCUUAGGCUAUAUCAAGAAAGAGGAUGUCAACUAAUACUCGUGACAUUUUCUGUGAUUUUAAGACGUCGACCGUAGACUGGAACAACGCACCGCAUGUAAAAGUUUUCAGAGCCUUUUUCUAAACAAUCUUAUAACACUCCAUCUCUGACAUGAUAAACAGUGAAUUCCAUACUCUUGAGUUUAGAUCGAUAUCAAUAAUCACAUUAGGGUGUAGUGACUCACGCUUAUCACGAGAACACGACUGGUUUAAUAAAAACAAUUAUUAUUAUAACCAACUGUACCAGUGUUUGUUUUAAUGUGCUUUUGUUUGACUGUGCUAAUGACAGCUAUUUUGUGCUUCCAUUCUUAUAUACACACUUUGAUUGUAACUUCGCGCGAAUUCGGUUACCUUCUGUAACCAAGGUUGUAUCCUGGCACGAUCUCGGUAUCCUUUCGAUGCCACGAGAUCGCCAGCUAAUAAACCUCGAC